This is a messenger RNA of Gymnodraco acuticeps, 908 nucleotides long. RefSeq names its product fibulin-7-like. Lineage: Eukaryota; Metazoa; Chordata; Actinopteri; Perciformes; Bathydraconidae. Gene Ontology annotation, molecular function: calcium ion binding. The record is from RefSeq and is a predicted model, not a curated record.
GAGUGCCGCUCCACCCACGACCUCCUGACCUCCCUGCGUCAGGUGGAGAAGAUGCUCUCGGUCCACGAGGCUUCGUACCAGCAGGGCCUCCGCUCGCUCAGGAAGAAGAUGAGCGCUCUGCACAACAGCACCAUGUCCAUCUUUAAAACCGGAGCAACCUGCUCCAAACCAGAACUCCCCGCUAACGGGCGGAGACUGGGUCGGGUGUUUGGCAUCGGACACGAGGUCCACUUCCUGUGCAAACCAAGCUACGAGCUGAUUGGCCCGCGAACACGAGUGUGUCUGGACUCUCUGAGGUGGAGCGGACAGCAGCCCAUGUGCAGACGUUUAAACGCCAGUGGAAACUCUCUGACCUCUUUCACUCCUGCUUCUCCUUCCUCCUUCCCUGUCUCUGCCGCUCUGUUUUCUUCCUCUCCCUCUCCCACCUCCUCUUCCUCUUCCUCAUCCUCCUCUUCCGCCUCCUCCUCUUCCGCCUUACUAUCUUUACCUCCUCCCUCCUCCUCCUCCUCCUCACCCAUGUCCUCCCCCCCAUCCUCUGUCCGUCCCUCUCACUGCACUCACUUCCUGGGCUCCACCCGCUGCACCUGUGACGUUGGAUUCACCAUUUCAGGCCGAGACAACAACAUCUGCACAGACAUCGACGAGUGCCUCCUGUUCCCCCUGGCUCAGCCCGGCCGGCUGUGUGUGCAUCAGUGUGUGAACACGCCCGGCAGCUUCCACUGCUUCUGCCCCGCCGGGUACGACCUGUCCAGAGAUGCUCGCAGCUGCACAGACGUGGACGAGUGUGAGAACCGGAUGCACAACUGCUCAGCAGACCAGGUGUGUGUGAACACUUUCGGAGGUUUCCAGUGUGUGAAGGUGGAGUGUCCUCAAAUGAAGAACGCCACGUACAUCAAGACGUCAUCGAU